GAGGGCACUCGGGCCAUGCGGCGGCGGCAGCAGCAGCGACGGCAGCGGCGCGCGCGCGGCGGGUGGGCGCAGUGCGUGGGCGGCGAGGAGGGCGUCCAGACCAACAGCCGCCCCGCCGCCGCCGCCCUCGCCUCCGCCCCGGGCAGGAAGAAGCCGCCCGUCCCGUCGAGCUGCAGCCUGUCCGGCGCGGAGAGCCCGCGGGAGAUGGCGAGGCGCAAGAGCCCCGGGCGCUGCUUCUCGCCCACGCGCGGCUUCCUGGAGGCCUACAGCUCGGAGCCCGAGGUGGCCGGCGGCGAGGGCCGGAGGGGCCGCCCGGCGGGGCGCCCGGGCAAGAAGCGCGCCUCCGCCCCGCGCCGCCUCUCGGCCUGGCAGCCGGCGGGAGAAGGCUGCGCCACGCCGGGCACCGCCACCUCCUGCACCACCCUCUACGGCGGGGACUGGCGCGCCGACGAGCCCUGGGCCAGCCCCGUCCCCCGCCCGCUCGACUACGCCGCGGACUUCCCCGCCGACGCCAGCAAGCCGGCCUCGCGCUGCCCCUCCUCCUUCUCCUCCUUGGUCCCCCCGAAGGCGGAGAAGAAGGAGCUCAGCCGGCGGGACUGGCGGGACCUCUGCGACAGCAGCCCCAGCCUGGUGGACCUCAUGCACUCCUUGCGCCAGUACCAGGAGCAGGAGCAGGACGAGGAGGCCGCCUAUGACCCCUGCAGCCAUCUCCACCACCGCCACUCCCUGAAGCAGCCCAAGAAAGCCCACCGCCUCCAGGACUUGGUCGACAAGCGCUACGAGGACCUGCUCCCCGAAAGGGACAAGAAGAUCGCCGCCCUGAUGCUGGCCAGGCACCAGGAAGAGGAGGAGAUGAAGGACAGGCAGCUGCAGGUCUCCGAGGCCUGGGAGAACCUGCGGCGGAAGGAGAAGAAGCACAAGGCCCGGCUGGACAAGGAACAACGCUGCCACGUGGCCGACAGCCUGGAGCAGUGGCAGCGGGACCGCGAUCAGAGGCUGUCCAAGCUCCGGCUGGAGGAACAGCAGCUUUUAGCCGCCCGGGAGAGGGACAUCAUGCUCCGCGACAAGAAGUGGAAGAAGCUGGCCAAAGAGCAGGAGUGUCGGCGCAGGGAGAAAUCUGAAAGUGCCCGGCUCCAAGCCGAGUACCGGAAACGCUGCCAGGAGAAGCAGCUCUGGGACAAAAAGCUCAGCGAGAGGAGCACUCGGGAUCAGAGCUCUCACGCCUACAAGGAAAAGAUGCUGCAGGCCCUGGAGAAGAGGCUGAUGAAGGAAAUGGAAAGGAAGCGGCGGAAAACAGAUAUGAACGAAUACCGGCGGGCCCAGCACAUGCACAACAAGGACCAAAUGGAUGACCGGCUGAAAGCCGACGAACUCUACAAGAGGCUCUGCAUUGAGCAGAAACUUCAGCGGUCUCAGGAGAUCCUGGAGCAGCUGCUAGAAGAGAGGAACAGAGAACUGAAGGAAAGGUCCUUGAAGGAGGAAGAGCAAGGCAUGAUCGCCAAGGUGCGAGCCAAAGAGACGGAGGAGGAGAAGAGACGGCGGAAGGAGAUGUUGCUGCAGAUCGCCGAGAUGAAGAUCCAGCAGGCCCGAGAGAUCAUGUCCAAGAAUAUCGAGGACAGAGCGCAACAUACGAAAGAAAUGAACUGCCUGAGGGAAAGGAACCACCACUGUCGCAAACAGAAGCUUGAUUACGAUGAAAAGUGUAACCUACGGGAUUUGCAAGAAGCACUACGACGGAAGGAUCAGAAAAGCAAUCAGAUCCUAAGGCACAAAGACACAGCUAUUGAAGAAUCGAGGAAACUUGCCAAAGCAUCGUAUGACCUUAGGGAAAAAGUGAGAGAUCUGAUCAACCAUAAUUCAUUUGAUCAGAUGGCAUUAGAUGCCCAUCGCAAUGCAAGUGUCCUUAGAGGUCUCUAGUGAAGUUUAAUGAAACAUCCCAGACUGUCUUGUGUCCCCCAAAAGAUGGUUGUAAUGUGUUCGUUUUGUAGAAUUAUACACUACUGUACACUAAAGUGGUUUCAGCCUUAA
Molecule: messenger RNA, 2028 nt
Organism: Anolis carolinensis (green anole)
Lineage: Eukaryota; Metazoa; Chordata; Lepidosauria; Squamata; Anolidae
Product: coiled-coil domain-containing protein 185
Exons: 1
Coding region: 16-1917 (633 amino acids)
Source: RefSeq, a predicted model, not a curated record